Molecule: messenger RNA, 1527 nt
Organism: Aspergillus luchuensis
Lineage: Eukaryota; Fungi; Ascomycota; Eurotiomycetes; Eurotiales; Aspergillaceae
Product: cytochrome P450
Exons: 3
Coding region: 1-1527 (508 amino acids)
Molecular function (GO): heme binding; oxidoreductase activity, acting on paired donors, with incorporation or reduction of molecular oxygen; iron ion binding
Source: RefSeq, a predicted model, not a curated record
AUGCUGGACUUCUACACGCUGGCGGUGCUCGGCCUCCUGGCCGUCUUCGGGUACGCCUUCACUCGUCGCGAGAAGCCCGACCCGCGCGAACCACCAUUGGUGCGCAGCAGUAUUCCCGUGGUCGGCCAUCUGCCGUGUUUCUUGUGGUAUGGCUUAUCAUACUUUACCAUGCUAACCGAGAAACAUGGCCUACCGAUUUUCGGCCUCAACAUGGUCUUCACCAAGAGCUACCUGGUCACCUCGCCUAGCAUUCUGCUGUCCAUCCAACGGAACAAAAAGUCCCUGAGCUUUGACCCGUUCCUCAGCAUGGCGGCCGAGCGCAUGGUCGGCAUUCGUGGCCCGACGCUGGAGCUGAUGCGCGAAAAGCAAUCGGGCGGCCAGGGAUUGAAGCAGACCGUCAUCCAUGCCAUGCAGCCCACGCUAAUAGGCGCGCCCUUGGAUCGCAUGAACGAGCGCAUGACGCGCCUGCUGCGACCCCUGGUCGAUGAGCUGGCCAGCGCCACCACCAUCGACCUCUACGGCUGGUGUCGCCAUGCCAUCACGGUCGCAAGUACGGAUGCCUCGUAUGGGCCACUGAACCCCUACAAGGAUGCGAACAUCGAGGAAUCAUUCUGGUCCUUUGAGUCGCACCUCAGCCCAUUAAUGGCCAACUUCCUCCCCUGGCUGACCGCGCGCACUGCGUGGCGGGGGCGCGAGGCGGUCGUGGCCGCUUUGGUGCGGUACUACGAGCAAGGGGGCCAUGAGGACGGAUCGGAGAUGACCCAGGUACGAUGGAAGACGAUGCGGGAGGCCGGGAUGUCCGCUGCGGAUAUCGCACGAGAGGAGGUAGGCAUGGGCAUCGGGCUCCUCUCCAACACGGUUCCCGCCGCCUUCUGGGUGCUGUAUGAGCUGUACUCCCGACCCGACCUACUGGAGGAAAUCCGGGAGGAGAUUCGCACGAAUGCGCUCCGCGUGGACGCCGACCAGCGACACAUCAUCGAUAUCUCGGCUCUACGCGACAACUGCCCGCUCGUGGUCUCGAGCUUCCAGGAAAUCCUACGCGUGCAGUCUGCAUCUGCCCCGACGCGAUUUGUCAUGGAAGACGUGAUGCUGGCGGAUCAAUAUUUUCUCAAAGCGGGAAGUAUGAUCAACAUGCCGGCCAAGACGUUGGGUCGCAUGCCCGAGGCAUGGGGAGAGACGGCGAGUGAGUUCGAUGCGCGGCGGUACAUCCGGUCGGAGGAGAAGAACCCGCGGCGCACGGCAGGCUUCAUGACGUUUGGAGUGUCCCCCGUCAUCUGUCCCGGACGACACUUUGCCAGCUCGGAGAUUCUCGGAUUAGCCGCUCUGUUGGUGCUCCGAUAUGAUAUAGCGCCGGUGGAUGGCCAGUGGCGCACGCCGCGGUUGAACUCGAUGGCGGUCGCGUCGAACAUGCGACCGCUCAAGGAUAAGUUUCCAGUGACGGUGCGUCCACGCAGCGAAUACGCGGGAGUGGAAUGGGACUGUACGGUGCAGCCCGGGAGUGGAGUGUUUAACUUGAUGGUGGGAUAG